Molecule: messenger RNA, 429 nt
Organism: Dibothriocephalus latus
Lineage: Eukaryota; Metazoa; Platyhelminthes; Cestoda; Diphyllobothriidea; Diphyllobothriidae
Source: the annotation of a GenBank genome assembly
AUGUACAAGCAACGCGUUGCCAACUGCGCCUGCGAGGGUGGACCGCGGCUGGAGCCCAAACGACCGACCGAGCUGGGCGACAAAUUGUGUGCCAGCAGUGCUGGUGAGGUUAGCGGCCCCACCAUUUGUCGCAGUGAUGUCUUUCCCUUUGAAAAGGCCCCCUCCUCAUUGUCGCCAUGUUCCCCAGUGUCGCCAUGCUUCUCGCCCUCCAGCGAGCACUACCCCCAGACUCACCUGAUCCGGCAUCGUUCGGAGAGCAGUCACAUUAACUAUCCCAAGACUCAAGCCAGUUCAACUGACACCGCGCUACCUCAUUCAAUCGCGGACUCCUCUGUUUGCCACAACUGUGGCAAGCCUGCUGGGAAUGCGCCCUCAAAGGUCUCCUUUUCGGUAGCCUGUUCCACCCACCAUGAGGACAAUGGCGACUAC